AUGGCAGAUUGGGGUCCUGUCUUAGUAGCAACAGUGCUGUUCGUUUUGCUGUGUCCUGGACUGUUGUUUCAGAUCCCUGGUAAGAACAAGGUUGUCGAGUUUGGGAACAUGCAUACCAGUGGAGCUUCCAUUGUUGUCCACACUGCUAUCUACUUUGGUCUCAUUACCAUCUUUUGUAUUGCCAUUGGAGUUCACAUCUACGCUUCCCAAUGAUCUUAGAUUUUGUACCCUUUUUGUUUCUCAUUUCAGUGUCUCUUUCUUCUGUUCUUGUCGUUGGUUUUGCUUCAUCUGUAUGAAAUAGUUUUGGGUUGUAAUUGGAUGGAUGAAAAUGAACCAUUUUGCUAAGUUCUGUGUGCUUAGCUUUAUUGCCUGUCUGGAAAACGUGGGAUUUGAUCCUACAACUACUACUGAAUGAUAAAGGUGUGGAUCCAAUUGAAGUACAUUUUCCGUGAUUUGCUGUCUUUUUCAAGGCAAUGUGAUAUGCUUCCAAAUUAUAGAAAGAUAUUGAUUGUGCCAAGCUGUCAGCUAUCUACAAAAUUAUGAAAUCACCCAUAUAGUUCAAUGUCAGAAUAUGACAUUAGAGCUGAUC
This is a messenger RNA of Durio zibethinus, 589 nucleotides long. RefSeq lists its product as uncharacterized. The record is from RefSeq and is a predicted model, not a curated record. NCBI's taxonomy places the organism in Eukaryota, Viridiplantae, Streptophyta, Magnoliopsida, Malvales, Malvaceae.